AUUAGUGUCAUUCAAGAAAAUCGUAUCCAAGUUCAGAAAUCAGAAUAUUUUUCUCCGUCUGCCUUCACGAAACAACUGCCUGAAAAAUGGUUACUGCACUGGAACUCCUUGAAAACCGUGGCGAUCGGCAGCCCACGAUUAUGAACACGCUUUUCAAUCCACUUGCUUCUGCAUUAGCUGGAUGUGGUCUUGCCAUGUUUAUAAAUUUCGCUUACAGGAGGCCAGUAUGGUCGGGAAUCCAAAAGCACAUCGCAUUCACAGCGAUAGGAGGCGGUCUGGGUUUGUAUUUAGAUAAGAAACGUAAUGAACAUCUUGCUGACCGUGAUGCUGUACUUCGUCACUACAUCAUGCUGCAUCCUGAAGAUUUCCCAAUGCCAGAACGCAAGAAGUAUGCUGAUGUUUUGGAAGUGUGGCAACCAAUUCGUUAAUUAGGAGACUUUUCCUAUGCAAACAAAAUAACAACAACUAAAUUGAACAGCAAUGAUUACUGCUGGUCAUAUAAUGUAAAUGUAGAAUGGCGUUUAGCGGCUUUUUAAUCAAGCUAAUAAAGAAUAAAAUAUGAGAUAUUUUAAAAA
Eupeodes corollae is the source of this 575-nucleotide messenger RNA. RefSeq names its product NADH dehydrogenase [ubiquinone] 1 subunit C2 (gene ND-B14.5B). The coding region runs from base 87 to 428 and encodes 113 amino acids. The transcript has 3 exons. The record is from RefSeq and is a predicted model, not a curated record. Gene Ontology annotation, biological process: mitochondrial electron transport, NADH to ubiquinone. Gene Ontology annotation, cellular component: mitochondrial inner membrane. Lineage: Eukaryota; Metazoa; Arthropoda; Insecta; Diptera; Syrphidae.